Molecule: messenger RNA, 4315 nt
Organism: Drosophila subpulchrella
Lineage: Eukaryota; Metazoa; Arthropoda; Insecta; Diptera; Drosophilidae
Gene: eater
Product: fibrillin-2
Exons: 4
Coding region: 35-4246 (1403 amino acids)
Source: RefSeq, a predicted model, not a curated record
AUUGAGCAGAAAUAGUUGAAUAUUUGAAGCGACCAUGUGGAUAUGUAAGCUCGUAAUAUUUUAUCUGCUCUGCGGAUUCGUGGCGGCUCAGAUCUGUAACGUCCAACGUACCGUUCUUGUUAAAGGAGUACGCACGAAAAAAAUAACUUGCUGCCAGGGCUACUACAAAACAACGACCGCACAACUGAAGUGCGUUCCAAAAUGCCGGGACUGUAGAAAUGGCAGCUGCUCGAAACCAAAUGUGUGUUCAUGUCGGAAAGGCUACGUCAACCUUAACAAAGAGCCAUCGAACUAUUGUGUGCCUGAAUGCAAGGGGUGUAGUAAAGGAACCUGCCAAUCGCCUGGCCGCUGUCGUUGUUCCAAUGGUCACCAACUGGACAACCAAACCGGAAACUGUGUGCCCAUAUGUGCGAAGGGUUGUGCCAAUGGCAGUUGCAUUUCGCCCAAUAACUGCAAGUGCAACCCAGGAUACACGAUGGAUGCCACCACCCAGAAGUGCCUGCCCACCUGUGCUGAUAACUGCAAGCAGGCCAAUGGCUUCUGUGCGGCGCCCAAUCGAUGCCAGUGCAAUCCAGGUUACACUCCCAAGCCAAACUCCAAGUCGUUUGCGUGUCAACCGGUCUGCAAAAAUGGCUGCAAAAAUGGAGUUUGUCGCGCUCCCGAUGUCUGUGAAUGCAAUAGAUUCUACAGAAAGGAUGCCGAUAAAAACUGUACCCCGAUCUGUGACAGCGAAUGCGUACAUGGAGACUGCACGGCGCCGGAUGUAUGUACGUGUUGGCCCGAAUAUACGAAAAUUGGCGAGAAUGUCUGCGUGGCCAUUUGUCCGGCGGGGUGCAAGAACGGAGUCUGCGUGAAGCCGAAUGUGUGCUCCUGCAACAAAGGAUACACCAUGCAGGAAGGUGUCUGCAGCCCAGUUUGCGAGAAUGGAUGUGAAAACGGAUCCUGUGUGGCGCCCGGCGAGUGUUCCUGCAACGAGGGAUAUGCCAAGUCGGGGGACAAGUGUUUCCCAGUUUGCAAAGCUGGAUGCAAGAAUGGAUCUUGUGUCUCGCCGGGAAAGUGCUCCUGCGAUGAAGGAUACAGCAAGGAUUCGGAGAUCAGUUGUGCACCAGUUUGCUCUAAAGGAUGUGAGAACGGAUUUUGCACUUCUCCUGAAAAGUGUUCCUGCAACACCGGAUACAUAAUGGAUAGUGAGAACAAGUGUGUCCCUGUCUGCACAGGUGGAUGUGAGAACGGAUUCUGUGCUUAUCCUGAAAAGUGUUCCUGCAACACCGGAUACAUAAUGGAUAGUGACAACAAGUGCGUCCCUGUCUGCACAGGUGGAUGUGAGAACGGAUUUUGUGCGUCUCCUGAAAAGUGUUCCUGCAAUACCGGAUAUCUUAUGGAUAGUGAGAACAAGUGUGUCCCUGUCUGCACAAGUGGAUGUGAGAAUGGAUUCUGUGCUUCUCCUGAAAAGUGUACCUGCAACACCGGAUACAUAAUGGAUAGUGAGAACAAGUGUGUCCCUGUCUGCACAGGUGGAUGUGAGAACGGAUUCUGUGCUUCUCCUGAAAAGUGUUCCUGCAACACCGGAUACAUAAUGGAUAGUGAGAACAAGUGUGUCCCUGUCUGCACAGGUGGAUGUGAGAACGGAUUUUGUGCGUCUCCUGAAAAGUGUUCCUGCAAUACCGGAUAUCUUAUGGAUAGUGAGAACAAGUGUGUCCCUGUCUGCACAAGUGGAUGUGAGAAUGGAUUCUGUGCUUCUCCUGAAAAGUGUACCUGCAACACCGGAUACAUAAUGGAUAGUGAGAACAAGUGUGUCCCUGUCUGCACAGGUGGAUGUGAGAACGGAUUUUGUGCGUCUCCUGAAAAGUGUUCCUGCAAUACCGGAUAUCUUAUGGAUAGUGAGAACAAGUGUGUCCCUGUCUGCACAAGUGGAUGUGAGAAUGGAUUCUGUGCUUCUCCUGAAAAGUGUACCUGCAACACCGGAUACAUAAUGGAUAGUGAGAACAAGUGUGUCCCUGUCUGCACAGGUGGAUGUGAGAACGGAUUCUGUGCUUCUCCUGAAAAGUGUUCCUGCAACACCGGAUACAUAAUGGAUAGUGAGAACAAGUGUGUUCCUGUCUGCACAGGUGGAUGUGAGAACGGAUUUUGUGCUUCUCCUGAGAAGUGUUCCUGCAAUACCGGAUAUCUUAUGGAUAGUGAGAACAAGUGUGUCCCUGUCUGCACAGGUGGAUGUGAGAACGGAUUUUGCACUUCUCCUGAAAAGUGUUCCUGCAACAAUGGAUACGUAAUGGAUAAUGAGAACAAGUGUGUUCCUGUUUGCACAGAUGGAUGUGAAAACGGAUUUUGUGCUUCUCCUGAAAAGUGUUCCUGCAACAAUGGAUACGUAAUGGAUAGUGAGAACAAGUGUGUUCCUGUCUGCACAGGUGGAUGUGAGAACGGAUUUUGUGCUUCUCCUGAAAAGUGUUCCUGCAACAAUGGAUACGUAAUGGAUAGUGAGAACAAGUGUGUCCCUGUCUGCACAGGCGGAUGUGAGAACGGCUUCUGUGCAUCUCCUGAAAAGUGUUCCUGCAAUACCGGAUAUCUUAUGGAUAGUGAGAACAAGUGUGUUCCUGUCUGCACAGGUGGAUGUGAGAACGGAUUUUGCACUUCUCCUGAAAAGUGUUCCUGCAACAAUGGAUACGUAAUGGAUAGUGAGAACAAGUGUGUCCCUGUCUGCACAGGUGGAUGUGAGAACGGAUUUUGUGCUUCUCCUGAAAAGUGUUCCUGCAAUACCGGAUAUCUUAUGGGUAGUGAGAACAAGUGUGUCCCUGUCUGCACAGGUGGAUGUGAGAACGGAUUUUGUGCUUCUCCUGAAAAGUGUUCCUGCAACAAUGGAUACGUAAUGGAUAGUGAGAACAAGUGCGUCCCUGUUUGCACAGGUGGAUGUGAGAAUGGAUUCUGUGCUUCUCCUGAAAAGUGUACCUGCAACACCGGAUACAUAAUGGAUAGUGAGAACAAGUGCGUCCCUGUCUGCACAGGUGGAUGUGAGAACGGAUUUUGUGCUUCUCCUGAAAAGUGUUCCUGCAACAAUGGAUACGUAAUGGAUAGUGAGAACAAGUGCGUCCCUGUCUGCACAGGUGGAUGUGAGAACGGAUUUUGUGCUUCUCCUGAAAAGUGUUCCUGCAACAAUGGAUACGUAAUGGAUAGUGAGAACAAGUGCGUCCCUGUUUGCACAGGUGGAUGUGAGAAUGGAUACUGUGCUUCUCCUGAAAAGUGUUCCUGCAAUAGCGGAUACCUAAUGGAUAGUCAGGAAAAGUGUGUCCCAGUUUGCACAGGUGGAUGUGAGAACGGCUUCUGUGCAUCUCCUGAAAAGUGUUCCUGCAAUACCGGAUAUCUUAUGGAUAGUGAGAACAAGUGUGUUCCUGUUUGCACAGGUGGAUGUGAGAACGGAUUUUGCACUUCUCCUGAAAAGUGUUCCUGCAACAAUGGAUACGUAAUGGAUAGUGAGAACAAGUGUGUCCCUGUCUGCACAGGUGGAUGUGAGAACGGAUUCUGUGCUUCUCCUGAAAAGUGUUCCUGCAACAAUGGAUACGUAAUGGAUAGUGAGAACAAGUGUGUUCCUGUCUGCACAGGCGGAUGUGAGAAUGGAUACUGUGCUUCUCCUGAAAAGUGUUCCUGCUAUGAAGGAUUCAGCAAGGAAACUGAAAACAGCUGCGCUCCAGUUUGCAAAAAUGAAUGUUGGAACGGAUUUUGCAUUUCUCCAGGAGUAUGCAAGUGCGAUGAGGGCUUUAUCUUUUCCGAAGAAUCGGAUACAUGCCUGCCUGAAAAAAAAUUGUCAACAGUCUUAGAUUGCGAUCAGACUUGCCGGAACGGAACCUGUCUGGAAGGAAUAUGCACGUGUGAGGAUAAUUACAAACUGCACCAAGACAGGCAUGAUAAUCAAAGUCUUUUCUGCCUCCCGAUCUGCGACCCCGAGUGCAUCAACGGAUACUGUGAAUCCCCAGGGAAGUGUGCAUGUUUUGAUAAUGAAAGUCUACUAGAUGGUUAUCGUUGCCAAUCUGUGAAGUCUUUCGAUGACAAGCUGUCAUCCAAGCCCAAUGGAAAUACAAUAAGACAUUUAAAAUCACUUUUUAUUACUAUUGCUUUGGUAGCUCUCUUUUUGGCGGUGAUGAUCGCAAUGCUAAUGAUGCAUAUCUUCAAGAAACGCUCCUAUUACGUGGGCAAAAACGAACAACAACUUGGCGUCUACUUCUCUCCAAAAAGAGCGGACAUAAUUCGAGCCUGAUCUUCAUUUACAAUCCAGCAAUGUACUCAUUACUUUAUAAAGGUUUUAUAAGAAUAUAUAAAUGCAAAU